AUGUCCCUUUUACGCGAGGCGGAGAAGUGCAUAGCUAACCAGCAUGCUCAUAGCCUCAACGCCUUCAUAACCCUAUUGCCCCGUGCGGGUCAAUGGUUGGAUCGCGUGAAGGAGGCAGACCGGCGUCGGGAGCAAGGGAAAAAGAAAUCUAUCGUCGAUGGUCGUCUCAUUGCGAUCAAAGAUAAUAUUUGUACGCGCGAACUUCCGACUACCUGUGCCUCGGGCAUAUUGGACAAGUUCACUAGUCCGUUCAACGCGACCGUUGUCGAUCAACUGGAAGAUGCCGGAGCUAUUGUGGCCGGAAAGACCAACCUAGAUGAGUUUGGGAUGGGCUCGCACUCAACCCACUCGCUCUUUGGCCUGGUCAAGAACUUGCGACGCGACAAGGAUGACCAAGAUCUUUCCGCUGGCGGGAGUUCAGGUGGAAGUGCAGUGGCGGUUGCAGCUGAUCAAUGCUAUGCAGCACUCGGAACAGACACUGGAGGCUCUGUCCGACUCCCGGCGGCGUAUACUGGAGCAGUCGGUUUUAAACCUUCGUAUGGCCUGAUCUCGCGAUGGGGCGUCGUUGCUUAUGCCAACUCCUUGGAUACCGUUGGAGUCCUGGGGAGGAAUACUUCCAGUGUUCGGGAUGUAUUCUCAAUCCUCAACCGCUACGAUGAACGUGAUCCGACCAGCGUUUCCAGUCUAUCCAGAACACGCAUCAACUCACACCUUCAAACACCAAAGCUCGCUUCACGAUUAGUUUCAACUCCCCUCCGGAUCGGAGUGCCAUUGGAAUAUAACAUUUCCGAAUUAGCACCGUCAGUGCGACAAGCCUGGUUGAUGUCCCUGGCACAUUUGCAAGAACAAGGCCAUACCAUUCACCCUGUCUCCUUACCAGCUACCAAGCAUGCACUAUCGGCAUAUUACGUCCUUGCCCCAGCUGAGGCAUCCUCGAAUCUGUCCAAGUAUGACGGCGUGCGGUACGGCACUCGUCAUGGACCCGACAACGAUGGAACUCCCGAAGGCUACCUCUACUCCAAUACACGGGGUCGCGGAUUUGGUGCAGAGGUGCAGCGUCGCAUUCUCCUGGGAACUUUCAGUUUGAGCGCCGAUGCCAUGGACAAUUUCUUCAUCCAGGCACAGCGGGUACGCCGACUGGUCCAGCAAGACUUUGAUUUUGUAUUUCACGCCAAAAACCCCCUCGCUACCACCAAUCUAGACGUAGGCCGUCCUGAAUUGGAAAAUGUGGAUGUCCUCGUAUGUCCCACGGCGCCAUCCCCUCCACCCCGCCUAUCUGAUAUCACAGGCACUGCCGGCUCGCCCUUGAAUGCCUAUAUCAAUGAUGUGUUUACCGUCCCUGCCAGCCUAGCGGGCCUGCCUGCUAUCUCCGUGCCAGUCACUGUGACUGGAUCUAAUCAGGACUCCGAUGCGGAUGGGGUGGCCGGUAUCCAAGUAAUUGGCCAGUACGGAGAUGAUGAGCUGGUGAUGCAAGUUGGAGAGUUACUCGAAGGUCGCCAGUUUGACUCUUUAUAG
Molecule: messenger RNA, 1515 nt
Organism: Penicillium odoratum
Lineage: Eukaryota; Fungi; Ascomycota; Eurotiomycetes; Eurotiales; Aspergillaceae
Product: glutamyl-tRNA(Gln) amidotransferase subunit HER2
Exons: 4
Coding region: 1-1515 (504 amino acids)
Biological process (GO): mitochondrial translation; glutaminyl-tRNAGln biosynthesis via transamidation
Cellular component (GO): glutamyl-tRNA(Gln) amidotransferase complex; mitochondrion
Molecular function (GO): glutaminyl-tRNA synthase (glutamine-hydrolyzing) activity
Source: RefSeq, a predicted model, not a curated record